Molecule: messenger RNA, 3032 nt
Organism: Paramecium octaurelia
Lineage: Eukaryota; Ciliophora; Oligohymenophorea; Peniculida; Parameciidae
Source: the annotation of a GenBank genome assembly
AUGAAAGGUUAUGUUGGAUUUACUUGGACUGUUCAAAACGAAAAUGGUGAAUGGGAAAUCUCUUACGCUGUCAUGAAUUAAAGUGGAUAAUUUGUUGAUAAAUUUGAGAUCCAUUGUUCUGAAAAUUGUUAAACAUGCCUAACUGAGAAAUACUGUACAAAAUGCUAUUCUGGAUAUAUUCUAAAAGACAAUGAUAAUGAAAAUUAUUGUAUGAAGACUAAUUGCUUUUAUUAUGAUUAAAUGGGAAUAUGUCAAGUUUGCAAUGAUUCAUAUUAUUUAGAAAAAGAUACAUGCAUUUUAAAUGAAAUACAAGCUAGAGCAAUUCGAAUUAAUUAGCAAUCAUCAAAAGGUUUGAUAAAAUAAGAGGGAGCAAAGUUUAGUGAUGGAUCAAUCAUUGUAGUUUGGGCAAGUUAUUUUUAAGAUGGUAAUAAUUGGGGAGUAUUUGGGCAACUAAUAGCUAAUACUGGUGUUAAAAUUGGAGAUAAUAUAUAAAUUAACACUAAAUCUCAAGGCAUUGAGCAUUCUCCAAAAGUAGCAGUAUUAGAGGAUGAUACAGUUGUAAUAAUUUAUGUUGACGGAGAUCCUUAAAUGAAUGAAGCAAUUAUAAAAGCUAAAAAAUUUAAUAAGUAAAUGCAAAUAAUUGGAGUUGAAUUUAAUGUUGGUACAAUUCAGUAUUAAUAGGAUAAUUUUAAUUAUUUAACAUAAUGGAAAUUGUUAAGCUUAAAAAAUGGAGGAUUUGUUAUUGGAUAUUUAACACAGAAAAAUUAAUUUAGACAUUAUAUCUAUCUAAAAUUCUAUGAUUCAUUAGGCAACUUGGUAGUUUAAUAAUCAAUAGAAGGAUAUUAAGACUUAUUUUAUUUCACACUUCGUUUAGCUGCUAAUGAUAUCAACAUUGCUUUAUUGUAUCAAGAUUAAUAAUUUGGAUUUUCAGUUAAUUUAUAUUCAUUAGAUGGAAAUUUAUUAAAACAAAAAUAAAUGCUUUAAUUUAUGUAGCAUCCACAUGAAUAGAUGGUGUUAGAGUCUUCAAAUGGGUUAUAUGCAUUAGGAUAUCUAUCAUUUUAAUUGAAGUGUACUGCUUAAGUCUAUUUUUUUGAUAAACAAUUCGAAUAAUUUUUAAAAAAAUUUUGUGGUAUGGAAUAAUUCUCCCCCUCAUAAGCACUUAGUGCACUGAUCGAGAUCCAUUAAUAAGCAAAAAGUUUUUAAGAUCCAGCCUUACAAAAUAUCCUAGUAAACUUAACACACUGGGUUUUUGCCAUGUUGAAUUUUUUAAACAAUAGUAUGAAUUAACUAUUACCAUAAUUAUCUGCGCUAGAAUAGAAAUUCAACGUUUAAAUUGAGUAAAUCAAUAAUGACCUUUCUCAAAAACAGAAUUAAAAACUCACANACAAUUUGGAGAUAUUGCUAUUAGAAAUUGUCUUACCUAACUUAGUAUCAUAUCAAAUGGUCAAAAAUUUCGCCCUUUAAAACUUCCUUCUUUACCCCCCUUAAAUACGCUUGAUAUAACCGAGCUACAAAGAAGGAUGUCACGAAAUAAAGCAAUUAGCUUUGAUGGCGUAUCUGACAAUUUUAUUAGGAAUUGUAAAAAUGUCCAUAUUUUUUGUGAUAUAUGGAAAUAAUCUACAAUUGAAACCAACUACGCAUGCUGUAGAGCAAGACUAGUACCCUUAAACAAGGUUUUCCCCGAUAUCCCUACUAAAACUUAGUUUCGACCUAUUACAAUUCUAAGUCCCCUAUUUAAGCUGCUUGAAUUAAGAUUUCUGCCAAGACUAUAACAAUAUUUGUCCACUCGCUUAUCUAAAGGUCAAGCAGGAUUCAUUCCUGGUUCAUCUACUCAAAUAAAUAUCAUCAGACUCUUAAAUACUUUAACUGGUUACAAGAAAUAGGAUAAAAUGGAUUGCAUCUUUAUUGAUUUUAGCAAUGCCUUCAAUAGCAUAAAUAGAUAAAGACUAUUUAAUAUUUUAUCUGCUAAAUCAAUUUUGGAUGGCAUCGAAAUAAAAUUCCUUAAUCACCUCUAUACAAAUCUCCAUUAUAUUUGCCCAUAAAUGAAUACCACAUUUUACUUCUAAAACGGUGUUCCUCAAGGAUCUCCACUGUCUCCCGCACUUUUUAAUAUAUAUCUUGAAGAUUUUUUAGCUUCAUUAAAACAAAACUGUAAUUUUAAUUAUACUUCCUAUGAAUUUGCGGACGACAUUGUAAUUAUUAUUGCUCAUAGAAAUAUCCAAUCCUUUUUAUAAAAGUUGGUUUUAAUUUCUGAAGAAUAUGAACUUAGAUUAAACUAGAAAAAAUGUGGAAUCUUUUUCAUCCAAAAUCAUAAGCGCUGUUAAUAUAACAAUAUAUAAGGAUUUCCUAUUGUGAAAUCUUAUAAAUACCUCGGAAUAAAUAUAUUGAACAAUGGAAAAAUAAGUCUAUAGCUUGAUAAAGUAGAAUAAACUCUAAAAUUUUUAAGUGGAAAGUUGCUAUGGGUUUCUUAAAAACUUAAUUGGAAGCAGAAAUAUUAAUUAUUCUAAACUUUUCUCCUUCCACACAUACUCUAUAUUUGUCCUUCAAUCCCAACCUAGAAAUACAAAAACAUAUUUCAACGCUUAUAAAAAUUAUAUAAAUCUAGCUUUAAAAAGGUUUGUGGAUUUCCUAAAUGCUUACCUAACGAAUUUUUAGAUUUGAUAUUACCCCCUCUAGAACUUCUUAUAGCAAAGCAUACAAAUAAGGUUAUCAGUAGGAUGAACAACGGAAACUUUGGUUAAACUACUUUUAUCAAUAAUUACUUUAACGAGAUAGAAGAAAUGAAUUAAAAUUCAAUAUACAAAUUUCUCCCCAAUAAUUUUAAUUAGCUGUUCUACCUGUACCCUAAAAUCUGUAGGACCCACUAAUGUAAUCUUUCAUACCGCCAUAUAAUAAAUUUCCAUUCCAAUUUCCAUAUUUCAGAGUUUUUAAUAAAUCUAAGAGGCAUCUUCAAUAAUAAUUAGUAAAUACAAUAACCAAAAAACUAAUGUAAUAGAUUGGAAAAAAUAAUUGCAAAGCUUUUAACUGAAUGA